Molecule: messenger RNA, 985 nt
Organism: Paramecium sonneborni
Lineage: Eukaryota; Ciliophora; Oligohymenophorea; Peniculida; Parameciidae
Source: the annotation of a GenBank genome assembly
AUGUAAUUAAUCUUUGAUAACACUUAGAUACAUAAGAGCCCUGAAUAAGUAUUUAUGAUUAAUUGAUUAGUUAAGAAGGGAAAAAUUAGAUAUUAAAAUAAAGACAAUUAAAGCAGAUUUAGCACCAGGAGUUGUGAAAUAUAUGAUGAAGACUAAAAAUAAUGAGAAAUUAUAAACUCCUCUUCACAAUGUUGAAUAUCAUCAUCCAUAGACUUCUAAACCUUAAUUUAAUUAUUUAAGAACUUUCUAAAAGAUGGAUUUGGAGCCUCCAGUUUAAUUGGAUGAAAUAAGAGAAGAAAAGUGGAGUAUUUUAUCAAAAAAUUGUAAGAACAUUUUAGAGAAAUCCAGAAUUAGUUUGGGAAAACCAAAUGAAUCUCAUUUUUUUAGACGGAAUUCAAAUGAUAGAGUUCCUAGUCCUCAAAAAUAAACAAAAAAUAAUAAUAAAUUUUUAACACGAAGAUAAUCAAUAGAUUUAAGAAUAGAAGAUAUUAAAUCUCCUUAAUAAUCCCCUAUAGAGUAAAAGGAUGUUUCUCCAAAUCCUUUAGGAAUGAAAAUGGAUCCCUUCUAUGUUAGAUUUAAGAAAUACUAUAAAAAAAUUGGAAUUAAUUAAGAUGAACAACCUAAACAUCAAAAGAACAAAUUUUAAAAACUUCAAAAAAAUUCUUAUUCUCAAGAUAAGAUUUACAAAAUCAAUUCUCCUUAAAGAUAAAAUUAAAGUUAUAUAUUUUUUCCCUCUAUUUAAUGUUCUCCAUAAACAACUCAAAAAUGUGGUUUUUAGAAAAAGAAAACCCAAUAACAGUAUUUGUAGGAUAUCCUCGCUUUGUGUAACAUGGCUUAGAAUUUUUAAGCAGAGAUGAAAAAAGAUGAAUCUUAAAAUUAUUGUGAAUUAAAUUAAAAGGUAGAAUAUAUAAGAUCAGAAUUCAAUAAAUAUCAUAGUAUGAUAAACAAUGAUUAGGAUUCCACAGAUAAUAUUGAAAUUAAAUGA